Messenger RNA from Triplophysa rosa, 2939 nucleotides. It is a transcript of the gene tbc1d10ab, whose product is annotated as TBC1 domain family, member 10Ab. The transcript has 9 exons. NCBI's taxonomy places the organism in Eukaryota, Metazoa, Chordata, Actinopteri, Cypriniformes, Nemacheilidae. Bases 649 to 2112 code for a protein of 487 amino acids. The record is from RefSeq and is a predicted model, not a curated record.
CUUAAAGCGGGAUGCUGCGACUUUAGCGCGAGCACGACAGUUACGCUCAUACGCGCAUAUUAUAAGAAAAAAUAUGAAAAUAACCGUGUUAUAAAGCUAUACUAGCGGUGGCUUUAAAACGCAGUGAGUCUGAAUUGUAUUUCUUUGUAUAAAGUGGACUAACGUCAGUUUUUAUUUCAGGUUAGCCUGUUAGCUAGCUUAUAACUUACAAUUGUGGGUUGUUUGACAGAAUUUGGCAAUGCCAACGUUAACUUAGAUUCAGUCGGGUUAACAUUUCGUUUCAUCUAACAUACAACACAUCACAAAAACAUGCACGGAACGUCACAUAUUAUAUUGUCUUAUCUAACUUUGCUUAUCUAAUUUGAUGCAGCCAGUCUUAGUAACACGUUAUGGUUUACAAAUGUAUUUAGUUGAUAGAAGUGAUGUCUGGUUAGUGUCAGUUAAACGUCAGGUUUAGUUUAGUUUCGAGUGUCUGUCAUCAGAUAUGGCGUAUCGUUAGUUUAACUGGAGGCUGUGGCUUAAAUCUCAGUCUGUUGAUAGUUGAAGCGCUUGACAGGAGGAAGUCCAUUAUCUGUGUCUCAACACAGACUUUAUUCUUGCUUGCGCCACACGCAAGACAGUAUUUUGGGCUUAGAGCUCAUUUUUAGAAUGGCUAAGCUUCGAGCGGGUAAUGGAGUUCAAUGGACAGACAGCUCGAGUCAGCGGGGGACGGUGGAAAGUCUAGCCGAGCACGAGAGCUCUUCUCUGGGUUCGGAUACUGAGCUUAACGGCUCUGCCAACAACACUGAGAUCCAGGCUGACAAAUAUGGAUUCAUAGGAGGAGCUCAGCAGUACCAAGGAGAAAAUGAUGACAUUCCCCCAGAGGUGCUCCGGCAGAGAGAAGCUAAGUGGCUGGAUAUGCUCAACAGCUGGGACAAGUGGAUGGCCAAAAAACACAAGAAGGUGAGGUUGCGCUGUCAGAAAGGCAUCCCUCCAUCGCUCAGAGGACGCGCGUGGCUUUAUCUCUCAGGUGGAAAAGUGAAGAAAGAGCAGAAUCAGGGAAAGUUUCGGGAGUUGGACAGUCAAGCUGGAGAUCCAAAAUGGCUGGAUGUGAUAGAGAAGGACCUCCAUAGACAGUUUCCAUUUCAUGAGAUGUUCGUAGCUCGAGGAGGCCAUGGGCAGCAGGAUCUGUUUCGGGUGUUGAAGGCGUACACGCUGCACAGGCCAGAGGAGGGUUACUGUCAGGCUCAAGCUCCUAUAGCCGCUGUUCUGCUGAUGCACAUGCCGGCUGAGGAUGCAUUCUGGGGUCUGGUCCAGAUAUGUGAGAAGUAUCUGCCCGGAUAUUACAGCGCAGGCCUGGAAGCCAUUCAGUUAGAUGGUGAGAUCCUGUUUGCUCUUCUCAAGCGCGUGUCUCCCGUGGCUCACAGGCACCUGAAGAAGUAUAAAAUCGACCCCAUCCUCUACAUGACCGAAUGGUUCAUGUGUGCCUUCUCCAGAACGCUGCCCUGGGCCUCUGUCCUGCGCGUGUGGGACAUGUUCUUCUGUGAGGGAGUAAAGAUCAUCUUCCGAGUGGGUCUGGUGCUGCUGAAGUGCAUGCUGGGAUCUCAGGAGAAACUCAAGGCCUGUCAGGGCCAGUAUGAGACCAUGGAGCUGCUGAGAUCCAUUGAGCCACGAUACAUGCAGGAGGUUUUCCUAGUUCAAGAGGUCAUUGAAUUGGCCGUGUCCGAGCGAGACAUAGAGAAAGAGCACCUCUCUCAGCUCCGACGCUGGAAAGAGACCCACGGUGAGCUGCACUGUAAAUCACCACCCAGAAUGCACGGCGCCAAAGCCAUCAUGUCCGCCGAGCCGCCCAGCCGCCAGGACCUCAAACAGAACCCUACAAUCAUCGUCCAGGUACCACAGGCCACAGACGGCCAGGUGGAAAAAGAGAGGAAUACAAAAAAGAGCAAAGGGGAGAAGAAGAAAGAGACAAAAAACACAUCACCACCACUCAAUCCAUACUCGUUUCCUGGCCAACCACCGAUACAGAGCGACAACCCGUCACCUGGCGAAUCACAUCUCUUGCAGAAAGACGUGGUCCUGCAGGGCUCCGUUCAGAGCCUCAGUAGCACAGAGCACGACACUUACCUGUGACCCGUCGCAGGAGAAGAUGCUGGGAUGAUGAACCAUGAUUCCAGGUGCUUGUGCAGACUGUUGAAUGUUGACUAACCGUCAUCCCACCUCCCCAGUCUCAGGAUUUUGCACACGUAUGUGACAUUAAUGGACCAAAUCAUUUAUCCCAACAUAUGUGUGGCACCAAUUACACCUAGGACACCCAGAAGAAAACAUCAUGAGGUUUUCAGGUGUGUUUACAUGGAAAUAAAGUGAAGGAUGAGUAGCCAAGACUGACGUUCAGAUCAGUCAUAUGGGUCCAAGUUUGGAAUAUAAAUAUCACUGUGUGAUUAUUUGUUCUCAAUUCAGCGCAUCUAAAUCAUUCUUAUGCUUCAUUCCUUUUAAUGAUUCAGUGGGAUGCAAGAACAUUUCAUCCGUCUGUUUCUCUAAAGACUUCAUUUUUUGAUCUGAGACCUGACUGGAAUAGUUCACCCAAAAAUAAAAAGCGUUAGCGUCAUUGUGAUCUUGUCAUUUUGUCUUCUGUAGAACAGAAAGGGAGGCUGUCUGAGUUAAAUCACGAAUCAGAUGCUCUACGAUUUGUGUGAGAAACAGGCUGAAAUCUUUGCUAUAGCUUUAAAUCUCUGUUUGAUGUAUGUCUGCUUAUGGAUAUAUCUCGGGUUUGACAGCAGGUGGACACCAAAUGCUAUUUGUUUCUCAGGGUUUACUUUAAAAGAAGCCACCACAGAUGAGAUCUGAGAGCUGGAAGGAAUUGAAAAAUUUGGACUGCAAGCAAGCGUAUUAUCUGUAUAAAGACUCGAUAAAGUGUAAAUAAAGCGCACCAUUUUUUAAGGAGCUUUGUGGUCAACCAU